AAACAGAUUGUCAUCUCAACCAAAAACCAAAACCACUCUCUCACUCACUCACUCUCUCUCUCUCUCUCCCAGUCUCCCCCUCACACUCACACACACAGCGAUACAUUCCGGCGACUUCUCCGGCGAUUUCCAGGGGCGAGUCGGUGAAAGAUGGGAAGAGAAUGAGAAGGCGCGAUUGUCGAUCAUGUCGGACUCGUGCUCAGACCGCUUCUCGGACCUACUCUGCGGGGAGGGCUCCGAAAUCCUGUCGGGAGAGUCGCCGGAGUGCUCAUCAGACCUCGAUUCCGGACCGUGCAUCGAUGAAUCGAUUGCAGAGUUCAUCGAGGACGAGAGGCACUUUGUGCCUGGCGUCGAUUACCUCGCUCGGUUUCGCUCUCAGUCCCUCGACGCCUCCGCCAGAGAAGAAUCGGUUGCAUGGAUUCUAAAGGUUCAGGCUUGUCAUCGUUUUCAGCCAUUGACGGCGUAUCUCUCCGUCAACUACUUGGAUCGGUUCCUGUAUUCUCGCCGCUUGCCGCAAACAAAUGGGUGGCCAAUGCAACUAUUAUCUGUUGCUUGCUUAUCGUUAGCUGCUAAGAUGGAGGAACCUCUUGUUCCUUCUCUAUUGGGUCUUCAGGUGGAAGGGGCCAAAUAUAUUUUUGAACCAAGAACAAUUCGUAGGAUGGAGCUCCUUGUGCUUAGUGUUCUGGAUUGGAGGCUACGAUCGAUUACGCCGUUCAGCUUCAUCGCUUACUUUGCAUGCAAGAUUGAUUCGGCCGGAACCUAUGCUGGGUUUUUAGUUUCACGGGCGACGGAAAUUAUUCUGUCAAAUAUGCAAGAGGCUAGCUUUCUCGAAUACUGGCCAUCAUGCAUUGCUGCUGCAGCCAUACUUUGUGCGGCUAGUGAAAUUCCAAAUUUGUCUCGUGCCAAUCCUGAACAUGCCGAAUCAUGGUGUGAUGGACUACACAAAGAGAAAAUCAUCGGCUGCUACCGUUUAAUGCAAGAAUUUGUGAUUGACAAUACCCGGAGGAAGCCCCCAAAAACGUUGCCACAGCUUCGAGUUACAAUUCGAGCCAGAAUGAGGUCUAGUGACUCAUCGUCAUCGUCCUCAUCGUCGCCCAAUAAAAGGAGGAAAUUAAACAACUGCCUAUGGGUAGAUGAUGACAAAGGAAACUCCGGGUGAAGGGGGGGAAAAAGAAAAAAAAAAAAAAAAAGAAAAAAAAAAAAAAAGAGGAAAGAAACAAGGGAAGUGGUGGUCCAAGUUGUCUAGAAACCCGAUUAGUUUUUGGAGGGGUUUUGAGAUGAAAUUGACUCGAGUGAUGGUGUAGAGUAUAUAUAGUAUAUAUAAUGUAUGUAUCAGAGUUUGAUGAUGAUCAGUUUGGAGAUUUAUUAAUUUUUCCUUCUUGGUGGGCAUAGCGAUUCAUUAAUGGCUUUGCGGAUUCCCGAGGGAGGGGGAUUUGUUGCAUAAAUAUAUUGUGGUGAAGGGAAGGGAAGGGAAGGGAAGGGAGUUUGUUUAAUAGUGGCGUGAUGGAGUGUGAAACAGUGCGGGGGUUGAAUUCAAAGGCAGCAUUGAUUAUUGAAUGAAUGGGAGAUGGUGGGGGCCGUUUUUACAGGAUUGGGGAAAAAGAGGGAGGGCGAAAUCAAAGGAUUGGCAAAAAUGAAGGGAUUGAAGUUUGAAGAUUGGGCCGUUUAUGGGAUUUAUAAAGUCAAGCUUCUGAGCUAGCCUCCAUCAUUGCUUCUCACUGCUGAGUCUUUUAAUGAUAGGAAAGGAAUAAGAUGGGUUCGUUUUUAUAGGCUUUUUUGAGUGGUGUACGUGUGCACACGCUUUGGUUGUGUGGACACACGCACGUGUGUAUGUGUGCUUUUUUGGCGGGAACUGCCUUUCUCUUUCUUAUCGGCCUCUUGAGCUCGGCCUAACUUUACUGAACGCUCUUCUGAGAGUGAUGUUCACGCGUGUGUUGGCUACACGUGUGUAUACAUUUUGUGAUUUUUUUUUUUUUUUUUUUUUGGGGAGGCGAAACCUCUCUAAUGGCCUUAUAAGUUUGGCCUAACAAAUAUACAAAGGUCUUUGGGGCCUUUAAUGCUUGCUGUAUUUGAUUCAUCAAUAAUAUAAUAAUUUAUAGAUUUCUUUCA
Molecule: messenger RNA, 2109 nt
Organism: Alnus glutinosa
Lineage: Eukaryota; Viridiplantae; Streptophyta; Magnoliopsida; Fagales; Betulaceae
Product: cyclin-D1-1
Exons: 6
Coding region: 185-1159 (324 amino acids)
Biological process (GO): mitotic cell cycle phase transition; regulation of cyclin-dependent protein serine/threonine kinase activity
Cellular component (GO): cytoplasm; cyclin-dependent protein kinase holoenzyme complex; nucleus
Molecular function (GO): cyclin-dependent protein serine/threonine kinase regulator activity
Source: RefSeq, a predicted model, not a curated record